Messenger RNA from Pipra filicauda (Wire-tailed manakin), 11678 nucleotides. RefSeq names its product roundabout guidance receptor 2 (gene ROBO2). Gene Ontology annotation, molecular function: protein binding. Lineage: Eukaryota; Metazoa; Chordata; Aves; Passeriformes; Pipridae. The record is from RefSeq and is a predicted model, not a curated record. The transcript is spliced from 30 exons. Bases 447 to 5081 code for a protein of 1544 amino acids.
CUAUUAGGAUCAGACAGACAGGCUUAAAGCUGUCAGUACAACUGCUUCUCAUCUUUUUUCACAAUCCUGACAUCUUUUCUCUUUUCUGCUGGACACAAGCAUUACUGUUUUUAUCAUUUUCAAUCAAGCUCACGCUGCAAGCUGAGGAAUAUAUUCCCACAGAAACCAAAGUGAGGAGCAGAAAUUAUUUUAUAGCUACUGUAGUAGCAGCGGUGCUGGCUGCAUGUUGUGUGGGAAAAACCGGAUCAGUGAGAAAUGUGGCUUUCCUCAGGGCUACAUCACUGAGAUAUUACUUCAACGUCUGAGGAGAGCAAAUCUACUCCUUGCUCUAAUUUUUCAGUGAUUAAUCACUCCUUCUUGAGCAAACAGAAAGUGGGAGAGAAGAUGUAAGAUUUUUUUUUUUUUAAAUUUUCUUUUUAUAUAUUUUUUUAAAAUAACUUGUGGAAAUGUUAUCAUCAGUGAAAAGGGGGAAAAUCACUAUGCUUGAACUUCUUUUCAUUUUGAUGUUGCUCUUCUCUGGACCAACCCUGAGCAAGCUUAGCAGGACCAAAGGCAAACACUGGAAGGGGGGAUCCCGUCUCCGCCAGGAGGACUUUCCGCCCCGGAUCGUCGAGCACCCUUCAGACGUGAUAGUGUCUAAAGGAGAACCAACAACUCUGAACUGUAAAGCUGAGGGACGGCCGACCCCCACCAUCGAGUGGUACAAGGAUGGGGAGCGGGUGGAGACGGACAAGGACGACCCUCGCUCCCACCGCAUGCUGCUGCCCAGCGGCUCUUUGUUCUUCCUGCGCAUCGUGCACGGGCGCAGGAGUAAACCCGACGAAGGAAGUUACGUCUGCGUAGCGAGGAACUACCUGGGAGAAGCCGUGAGUCGCAACGCGUCUCUGGAAGUGGCAUUGCUACGGGAUGACUUCCGCCAGAACCCUACAGAUGUCGUGGUGGCAGCUGGAGAGCCUGCCAUCCUGGAGUGCCAGCCGCCUCGAGGACACCCUGAGCCCACCAUCUACUGGAAGAAGGAUAAAGUCCGCAUUGAUGACAGGGAGGAGCGGAUCAGUAUCCGUGGCGGGAAGCUGAUGAUCUCCAACACCAGGAAGAGCGACGCGGGCAUGUACACCUGUGUGGGGACCAACAUGGUGGGGGAGCGGGACAGCGACCCCGCAGAGCUCACUGUCUUCGAGCGGCCCACGUUUCUCAGGCGACCGAUAAACCAAGUGGUGCUGGAGGAGGAGGCCGUGGAUUUCCGGUGCCAGGUGCAGGGGGAUCCCACACCCACAGUCCGGUGGAAGAAAGAUGAUGCAGAUUUACCGAGAGGAAGGUAUGACAUCAAAGACGACUACACUCUGCGCAUCAAGAAAGCCAUGAGCACGGACGAGGGAACCUACACUUGCAUUGCUGAGAACAGAGUUGGAAAAGUGGAAGCCUCUGCUACCCUGACUGUGCGAGCUCGCCCCGUUGCUCCUCCACAGUUUGUGGUGAGACCACGAGACCAGAUUGUAGCCCAAGGUCGAACAGUGACUUUUCCUUGUGAAACUAAAGGAAAUCCCCAGCCAGCUGUUUUCUGGCAAAAAGAGGGAAGUCAGAACCUACUCUUCCCAAACCAGCCUCUCCAGCCCAACAGCAGGUACUCGGUGUCACCGACCGGAGACCUCACCAUUACCAACAUCCAGCGCUCGGAUGCAGGAUACUACAUUUGUCAAGCACUGACGGUUGCUGGAAGCAUUUUAGCAAAGGCUCAGCUGGAGGUUACUGAUGUCUUGACAGAUAGGCCUCCACCCAUCAUCCUCCAGGGACCCAUCAACCAGACACUGGCAGUGGAUGGCACAGCUCUGCUGAAGUGCAAGGCCACCGGCGACCCCCUCCCUGUCAUCAGCUGGUUGAAAGAAGGAUUCACCUUCCUGGGCCGAGACCCUCGGACGUCCAUACAGGACCAGGGGACGCUUCAGAUCAAAGCGCUGCGGCUGUCAGAUACUGGGACUUACACUUGCGUGGCUACAAGUUCCAGUGGGGAGACCUCUUGGAGUGCUGUGCUGGAGGUGACAGAAUCCGGUGGAGCAACAGUCAGUAAAAAUUAUGAUAUAAAUGACCUCCCUGGGCCACCAUCCAAACCUCAGGUCACUGAUGUUACUAAGAACAGUGUCACCCUGUCCUGGCAGCCAGGGACCCCUGGAAGCCUACCAGCCAGUGCAUAUAUCAUUGAGGCUUUUAGUCAGUCUGUGAGCAACAGUUGGCAGACAGUGGCAAACCACGUGAAGAGCACCCUCUACACUGUGAGGGGCCUGCGCCCCAACACGAUCUACCUGUUCAUGGUGAGAGCCAUCAAUUCCCAGGGCCUGAGCGAUCCCAGCCCCAUGUCAGACCCUGUCAGAACACAAGAUAUCAGCCCACCAGCACAAGGUGUGGAUCACAGGCAAGUCCAGAAAGAACUGGGAGACGUCAUUGUACGGCUGCACAAUCCUGUUGUGCUGACACCCACGACAGUUCAAGUCACCUGGACGGUUGACCGCCAGUCCCAGUUUAUUCAGGGCUACAGGGUGAUGUACCGCCAAACGUCUGGCCUGCCUUCUCCAGCUGUGUGGCAGAAUUUGGAGGUCAAAGUCCCCACUGAGCGCAGUGCUGUCCUCGUCAGCUUGAAGAAGGGGGUCACUUAUGAAAUAAAGGUUCGCCCUUAUUUCAAUGAAUUCCAAGGAAUGGACAGUGAAUCCAAAUCUGCUCGUACCACAGAGGAAGCUCCAAGUGCCCCUCCUCAGUCUGUUACUGUCCUGACAGUUGGAAACCACAACAGCACGAGCAUCAGCAUCUCCUGGGAUCCUCCCCCUCCAGAUCACCAAAAUGGAGUCAUCCAGGAGUAUAAGAUCUGGUGCCUAGGUAAUGAGACUCGAUUUCAUAUCAACAAAACAGUAGAUGCAGCCAUUCGGUCUGUAGUAAUAGGUGGCCUAUAUCCAGGUAUUCAGUACCGCGUGGAAGUCGCUGCAAGCACCAGUGCAGGUGUGGGAGUAAAAAGUGAGCCACAGCCCAUAAUAAUUGGAGGCCGUAAUGAAGUUGUCAUCACCGAAAAUAACAACAGCAUAACUGAGCAAAUCACUGAUGUUGUCAAACAGCCUGCCUUUAUAGCUGGCAUCGGUGGGGCAUGUUGGGUGAUUCUGAUGGGUUUCAGCAUCUGGCUCUACUGGCGAAGAAAGAAGAGGAAGGGGCUCAGCAAUUAUGCUGUUCAGUCCUUCACCUUCACCCCUGCAGUCACUUUCCAAAGAGGAGAUGGAGGACUAAUGAGCAAUGGAAGUCGACCAGGUCUCUUGAAUGCAAGUGACCCCAGUUAUCCUUGGCUUGCAGACUCCUGGCCUGCCACAAGUCUGCCAGUAAACAACAGCACUAGUGGACCCAAUGAUCUUGGCAAUUUUGGUCGUGGAGAUGUGCUGCCACCAGUGCCAGGGCAAGGAGAUAAAACUGCUACUAUGCUUUCUGAUGGAGCCAUUUACAGCAGCAUCGACUUCACCACGAAAACCAGUUACAACAGUUCCAGCCAAAUAACGCAAGCUACGCCAUAUGCCACCACCCAGAUACUGCAUUCCAACAGCAUCCAUGAGCUGGCUGUCGAUUUACCUGAUCCUCAGUGGAAAAGCUCAAUUCAGCAAAAAAAUGACCUGAUGGGAUUUGGUUACUCUCUCCCAGACCAAGGCAAAGGCAACAAUGCCUUGCUUUACAUCCCUGACUACCGGGUGGCUGAGGGACUGGCUAAUAGAUUGCCACACAACCAGUCACAGGAUUUCAGCACCACCAGCUCCCACAACAGCUCCGAAAGGAGUGGCAGCCUCUCAGGUGGCAAAGGAGGGAAAAAGAAGAAAAACAAAAAUACUGCCAAGCCCCAGAAAAGUAAUGGUUCAAACUGGGCCAGUGUUCCCCUCCCACCCCCUCCUGUGCAGCCACUUCCAGGCACAGAGCUGGAACACUAUGGGGUGGAUCAGCAAGAAGCAGGAUACGACAGUGAUGGUUGGUGUCCGCCUUUGCCAGUUCAGACCUACCUACAUCAGGGCAUGGAGGAUGAGCUUGAAGAAGAUGAUGAUCGUGUUCCCACACCUCCUGUCCGAGGAGUAGCUUCAUCACCUGCCAUCUCCUUUGGGCAACAGUCGACUGCAACCCUCACGCCUUCCCCACGAGAGGAGAUGCAGCCAAUGCUUCAAGCUCACCUUGAUGAAUUAACAAGGGCUUACCAGUUUGAUAUAGCAAAGCAGACAUGGCACAUCCAAAGCAAUACACAACCUCCUCAGGCUCCCGUUCCGCCCCUAGGAUACGUAUCUGGAAACCUUAUUUCAGAUUUGGAAACAGAUGUUCCAGAUGAGGAUGAUGAUGAAGAUGAUAUUGAAGAAGAAACUGUAGAAAUCAGUAGGCCACUAAGAGGUCUAGAACACACUCCAGGCUCCAGUAUGGACAAUCUAGACAGCUCUGUGACAGGCAAAGCAUAUUCUUCCUCUCAGAGACCUCGGCCGAGCAGUCCUUUUUCUACUGACAGCAACACCAGUGCAGCUGUCAAUCAGGGUCAGAGGCCGAGGCCCACUAAAAAACACAAGGGAGGACGGUUGGACCAGCCCCCUUUGCCUCAUCGUAGGGAGGGAAUCACAGAUGAUCUUCCACCACCACCCGACCCGCCCCCUGGUCAGGGUUUAAGGCAGCCCAUAGUCCCCGGCCAGCGCGGAGGCUCGGCAGAGAGGAAAGGAAGCUCUCUUGAGAGGCAGCAUGCACCGAACGUAGAUGAGACAAAGAGCUCCCUGGACCGGCAAGCUAGGACAUCUCUAGAGUGGCAGCGGCAAACCCAGGAGUGGAUAAGCUCUACAGACCGCCAAGAGGAUUUCAGGAAAGCCCAACACAAACAAGCCUUCGGAUCAGAAGAGGCACUCGUACCAUAUAGUAAACCCAACUUCCCAUCCCCUGGUGGCCACAGCUCUUCAGGAACAUCUUCUUCUAAAGGAUCGACUGGACCUAGAAAAGGUGAAGUCUUGCGAGGAGGUCACCAACGCAAUGCCAGUGACCUUCUCGAUAUAGGCUAUGUGGGAUCAAACAGUCAAGGACAGUUUACUGGUGAAUUAUAGUAGUUGAGAAGACACAUUGCAAGCUGCUCUGAUGGACCAUCAGGUCUGAACUCAUGGAAGUGAUGACACUAAACAGUGCAAUGAACAUUUUCUUUAUUUAUGUACUAUUAAAAGAACUGUAAAUGCAAUGUAAAGACACACAGCCACACAUAUCCCACAGAUUCUUUACUUGUGUUCUUCUCUUUAAUACACCAUCCACCUUAAACUAUUCCUUGUCAGGAGUAUAUAAAAAAGAAAGAAAAAAAAAUCACCCUCCAGGAUGAAAAGGAUUUCCUUCUGUAUAUAAUUUCUUUUGUUGCAUUGCUAUGCAAGCUCACCUUCUUUUUAGCUAUGUUCAUAUUCAUGUCUGUUUUUACUGGUCUGUUGUACUAUAUGUGAAUUAAUAGGCUGUGGUGCCAUAUAUUAACUUUUAAUUGUGUAACUUUUAUGUUUAAAGUUUGCACUGCAAUUUUAUUUGGUGAUAAGCACAAAACUCUACUCCUCAUGACAUGAAGAAAAAAAAGAGACUGAAUGUGUGGAGAAGGUUUACGUCCUGUAAGCUACUUUGGAUAACGCUGGAUGUAAAGGUGUAUGUUAGGUGGUUUUCCAUUGGGGUGUAGAAAUGAGAAAGUGACAGGCAAAACUAAUGUCAGUGAAGACAUUAGAGACAGAUUUAAAUCUUUUAAAAGCAAGCAACAUAGUUGCUCUUCCUAUUUAAGAAAGGGUCAAAAGUUGGAAGUGUGAGGUUAAAGGGCGAAUAUGAAAAUUAAAGGUAGCAUGAGAUGGCCUAGACCCUUUCACUAGAAUGAUGCCCUUAGUAUCUGUUUUUAGCCAUCCCAUGCCACUAAGUAAAGGGGAAGAAAAACAAACCUUGCUACAAACAAAAGAACUUAAGGUGUUUCACUAAAGCUGUUUUUAUAUUGCAGUUUUAAAGGAAUUAUUACCGUUAAUUUCUCCAGCCCAAAAUGUAAGACAGAGAUUUUCCAGGAGAAAAAAAACAAUAUAAACGCAAGGAAUACCCACCAAGAAGUUAAGAAUGCAAUUUAUUGUUAAGACAUAUUCAGGCUGCUUCCAAAAAAUUGAAAUGUCAGAGUAUCUUAUUUCAUCUUUCCAAUACAUGUACAGUAGAAUAGAAGAUAGAGCUGCACCACUGAAAUUCAUGACAUUAGUUGUUUUGAUGCAGUCUACACAACCCUUUCUGUUCUGUUACUUGAAGUCUGCAAGAGUUGAAGUUGGAUCCACUAAAUUUGUAGUAAAGUGUUUAGUGUUUGGAAGGAAAGCAACAGUCAAACUAUUUUCGACUUCCACUAAAUAUAUUUCUGGCAAUACACUACAUCCAAAAGCUGGAUACAAGCAAAGAAAAUCUUUGACCUGUGUUUUAGUGAGUGGCUUCAAACCCUACUAUGAUGAGGAAAUAACACAUGUUUAUACACUUUUUGAAUAAACCAGACUCUGUAAGUGGACAUUAAUGACAGCAUCCUGUCUCUUCAUUAAUUUUCAUGACUUUGUCCAAAUCUUCUGUACUUCUCAAAUCUCAAUGAGUAAAUUGUCAAGCUUUUCUUAGAAUAUUAUAUGUGGAUAGCCCACCCAUUGCUUUGAUGCUUAAUUUAAAUAUUAAAUCUUACAGCUUAUUUCUGUUAGUUAUCUGAUCAUGAACAUAAGUUUCCAUUGAAUACCUUUUUCAUAUAACCAGUCUAUGUUGUUUUAUAUAUUGCCUUGGAGCUCACCAGUAUUAAGAACACUUUUAGUAAUGGCAGAAUUUUAGAAAAGUAAAUUACAAUGCUGAAUAUGUGUUGCUUUUCAUUUCAUUAACUUGUUCCAUGAUAAGAUAAAACACUACAACCAUCAACUAUAACUCAGCACUACUGAGUAUUUAAAAAAAGUUAGUUAACUGCCCUAAGUCAAGAUGUGUUAUUUAGCAGGUUACAAACAAAAAAACUUGAGAAAAAAAAUGUAUGAAUUUAUUUAUAUAUGUGACCAAUGAGUAUAUGUCGUUUUCCUGCGUGUUAAAACACUACAGUUAAAAACAUUGCUUAAAAAUGUUCAAGUAAGAUAAAGAAUGCAUCAUAAUUACAUAUAUUUGGUUUUAUUUUGAUAUUAUCAUAUAAAGAGAUGACUAUUCAGAGUACAAUUCAAAUUUAAUUCUCUGGAAAAUGUUUAAUUCAGUCACGGAUUGAUUUUUUUCCUUUUAGUUCAAAAGCUUGUGCUGAGCUUUGGUGGAACACCUUACUAACUAUAUUCUAUUCAAAAUUCAGUAUCAUUAGAGGUUGAUAAAGCCAUCCCAAUUACUUUCUAAUAUGUGUUUUAUCUCUUCCACUGGAAAGUAAAUGUGUGUCAGUAUUAAAGCUGUGCGGUACCAUGAUAUUCACUAACUUGUCCAUCUGCUUCUGUACAUUUUUGUUCAUUAAUAAUUUGCUUACAAUAUUACAUAAGGUGUUGUUGUGUAUGGCAAAGUGUCUCCAUUAUCUUACAGGUGAUGUCUCUUCUUUUUUUUUCUCUCUCUCUUUUCUAUACAGUGUACUUCCAAUGAACCACAGUACAUAUUUUUUAAAAUGCCAUUUAAUUUACUAUUUUAAAAGAAGUAUUCUUCUUUUUUUAAAAAAAAUGAAAACAUUUAUUGUGAAUAAUGUGUUUAAAGAAAAGGGUUGUUGUGGCAGCACUUAGAAUUGUUUUUUAAUUUGUUUUUUAAAAAAAAACCUGUUUAUUGGCUACCGUUUGUUCACGAAAAAGUAUGACCUCUUAAUGUGUUUCAUUGGUAUUGUUAGUGCAGCAAAGUUUAAUUGGCAUAAGAAGUUGGUUAUUAGUACUGUUGAAGUGUGUAUUGUAUAUUUACUGGGGAAAAAAUAAAACAUAUUCACAUUUCAAAUCUAUGUUAAAAGACCUUGAGUAAGGAGUCAAUAUGUGAAAAGCCAAACUGGGAAAAUCAGGCAAUAAUAACAUAGACUGAGCUAUAAUCAUCACUGUCCACUUACAGGUGACGAGGAACGUUUUAUGUGCUGGUUUUUGAACUAAGCUAAGAGUGUUAUAAAUAGGCCAGUGGUAAACAUUGCCUGUCAUAGGGGUUUCUGUUUAAUGUCCUGUCUAUACUGGGAAUAGCUGGACCAGGGUGAUUACACUGCUCCAGCUAUUCUAGCAAACAUCCUCCGUUUGUACAUGUGUGCGCUCUCGAUGUCCAACAAGGACCCAAGUGCUCAGCUUACUUUGCUUAAGGCCCAUAAAGCAGUGGAUGUGUAAAACCUGCAUUCCCUGGGCCUGAACCCUUGGAAUUGAGGUUUUGUACUGGUAGAGCUUCUGCCAACCCAGUACAGAACAUUCCCAAAUGGCAAAGAGAUGCCAGGUCAAUUUUUUCUCAGUCUUUGCUGAAGGACCAAAUAAUAAAUGGUUACAUGUGCUUCAGUGGUGUAUUGCUGUAUAGGCAGCCAUUUCAGUGAUGCAAAGAACAUACAUUUCUUGGUUUUGUUAUUUUUUUUUUUAUUUCUCAAGUCCUUUUCAAGUCAGUAAACCUUUUGAAUACCUUUUGGUUGUCACCUGAAAUGCAACAGAAACACCGUUCCUUGGGAAAAGUACAAAAAAAUAAGGUGCAUGGAAUGUUUUAAGUGUAUUAAUUUCACUAUACACCAGUGCAAAAGCAAGACAUGACUGUUUGAAAUAACUAUAUGCUGGUUUAUGCUUGCCUCAGUCCAUACCUUGCCAGCCAGGAGAAAAGGUGUGUACUAGGGCUGAGAAAGAGCCCUCACAACUGACAGAGGAAAGGUAAUCGGGCUGGGGGAGAUUUUGGCAGGAACUUUUUUUAAAAACAAAAAUACUGGCAGCUCCUUUGACUUAUCUUCAAUAUAUACAGUUUGGGUUUUUUUAUGAUUAGUGGCCUUGUGAAGAUUUAGCAGGGGAAGUAGGAAGAAAAAAAGCUGGCCUUCUUUUGUAAAGAUAUCGGGGAAACUUGUUUGCCGAGGGGAGGAUUUUUUAAUUUCAUUUUUGUUUUUUAACACAUGUUUUGUGUUCCCUCUCUCUGGAACACAUUAGCUAAAAAAAUAAAUUAUUUUUGAAAACCAUGUGGGCAACAAACAUUUUAUUUAGGAGGUACAUUCAAAUAGUAGGAAAAUGGUAAAAAAUACUACUAAAAUAGGGAACACAUACACUGGCUUAGAAUCAGCCGAGUCCACCACAGUUUCACAUGUAAUUUUGAAUGGUACAGUAAUAUGCAUAAACUCCAUUGUUUUUGGUUUCCAUACCAAAACAAAUUAUCCAAAGUCCAUAGAGACCUCGAUCCUUGGGACACUAAUUCUAGAACUUUGUUUGAAAUAUGUGGUUAAUCCAAGCUGGUGGGACUGGAGUGUGUUAAGGGUUGUACAAAGCCCCAGCCCUGGCCGCUUUGUGCCCUGAGACACCUCAGGAAGUCUCCAGCCACGUGGCUUUAGUCUCGGUGGGUUUUAGUAGAUCCCAGGCACCCCGUGUGUAGAGGCAGGUCACUUCCCUGAGGAUGGAGUUUUUCAGGGCAGGGAGGGUCUUUGAUAAGUUAGGCACUGUGGUGGUUUGCACAGGGACCAUUUCGUCAGGCACGUUUCACAUUUUGGGACAUCCUGCCCAGUCCUGCCACGGUCUCAGUGCUGAGCAGUGGAACACAGCAGAGCAGUGCUACCAAACUCUGCUGUAUGUAGCAUGUUCCCUGCUUCUCUUUAGGACUGACCUUUGCCUGACAAUGCUCCUCACCCAAAAUAACAGAUACGACUCGGAGAUUUGUCGUGGGACCCAGAGGAGAAGUAGGGCCAUGCCUGUGUGCUGUGAAGGUGGACUAGUAAUUUGGGGAGAGCCAGCUCUGAGUUCUACUGUUGGUGUGAGGACUAGAUUCCUCUCUAGCCUGAGUUUGUCUAACUGUGUAGCUACAUCCAGGAGGACCACAGCAGCAAACAAGUUCCUAGAGCACAGCUCAGAGUUUGCAGCAUCUCUUCUGGCAUUCAGUCUGUCGUAGACAAUCCUGAGUUGGGUGCCAGCUUCUCGCCACAUCCUGAGGGCUCAAAUGGCUUACAGUGACAUUUAGGCAAGUGAGGUUGUUCCUUUCGCUGGGGCAGAAUGGGAAAAAAAAACCAAACAAACAAACAAACAAAAGCAAAACUAAACCUUUCACUUAAACAGAUCUUUUAAAACAAUCCUCAAAAAUCCUAGAAAAUAGAACGUUUCAGAUAUACUCUUGAUGAUUUUUUUUUUUCUUUUUCUUGGCAUUUUGUUUUUGCUACCAUUGAAAUGAUCUAUUUGGUUUUUUUUCAGACCUGCUACACUCUCCCUCCACCCCUUUACCCCCUGCAUUUUCCAGUACUUAUCUCUCAGGUGUAAAGAAGUUAUGGUAGAGAAUAAUUGCAUUUGUGUACUUUCGUUGUUCUAACUUUAAACAACAAGGUGCACAGUUGCAUUCAGCUCAAUUGAUCAAAGCCAGAUGGGGAUGAAAUGUUUGUGGUUGUUUUGUUGUUUUUUUUUAAAAAGGCCUGCUACUAUUUGUGCUGAUAUUUGUUCCCCAUUUAUGCUGAUCAGUGCAUCUUUUGCCUUCGAGGAUGCCAUUAGUAAUUCUCCUUUGUGUUCAUAAGCAGGAAUCCAUUGUGCAGCACUUGGAGAGCCACUGGGAUGCAGGUAAAGAAUAUAACAGCUUGAGCAAGUGCUAAUUAGAACCAAUUAAAGUUAAUUGACCUCCUUUGGCAGUAAAAUGCAUAAUAGAACUUGCUCUGUCCUUGCAAAAUGGAGAUCUCGCCUCUAAGCAUAAGAGUGAAGCAGGGUUUCAUGUAGCAGCCUGUAGUAAUUAUGUGGGUAUAACAACCAGGAAGCGGCUUGCUACAAUUUGUUCUAAUAACUGGUCUCUACUGUAUCAGGGCAGUGCAAUAAAAGUGAGAUUUCUGCUUCAGUCUAUUUAAAAACCUAAUUUUUACAGAGCAAAUGAGUGUCCCAAGAUACCGAUACUAAUCUCUAGGAAUGAGUUGGCAGAAAAAAUAAGAGUCCCUUUUAUAGGUAAGUAAUGGUGUGAGCAUAAAAAAGAAGGCAGUUUUUUUGCCUGCCAGCUGGAAAUGGCUCUGAUGCUCAGAGGUUGCGUCUAUCCUGAGUAGUGGGGGUAAGCUCUGGUGGGCCUGCAGUGGUGCCUUGCAAUGAGGUUGCCUCCUGCAGGCUUCUGUUCAAAAAGGGGCACUGGCAUCCAUCCAGCUGAGCUUUGUGCUGCUGUGGGACUGUACCACUACCAUGGGCACUGGUUUGGACACAGUCAGAGGUAUCCAAAUAAAAGAGAGAGAAAGAGCAGGGAAAAAGAAUGAAUGGUAGGAAAUGUAAAAUUAUGUGAAUUCAAAAGCAUCGGUGGCGGGUGCUAAACUGUACAUCGCUGUGAAAAGUUGAAAAGCCAUUCUUAUUAGCAAAAGAGAAUUGAUCCAGUUUCCAUGACCAUGCUUUGCUGACUUUUUCCUUGGCAGGAACUGAAUGCGACUGAUUUUGCUGCUAACUUGGCCUUACUAUGAACAGCAAUAAAGGUGUUAGUCAGGUGGGGACUUUGAUGUGACCAAUAACAUCACUCUCCCUUCAGGGAAUGUUCUGUGCUGGCUUGUUAAUGAAUUUCUUUCCUAAUGAGUAUCAUUAAAAACCCUUUGAUUA